UCAAAGUUUGAAAUUACAAUUUUAAUAAUUCUAUUGACAGAAAUCCAACGUAUCCAAGCAACAAAUUGAUUUGUUUAGUCAAUACGUGUAAGAUGUUUUGGGGUUUAACACCAAGCGUAGAUCUUCUGGAAGAUCUGGAUGAAAAUCUGGAGACUGUGAAUAUACUGUUAGUGGGAAGUGCGGAUCUGAGACACGUGCUGAAAACGCUGGCCAAAAGGUACACUCAUAGACAUGUCAAAAUCAACUUCUUCUUGAUGGAGCUCGUACCAGAAGUCGUGGCUAAGCAAAUGUUACUCCUCGACACGGCUCUUCAUCGAAUCGAUGAUCUCGGUUUGGUACCAAAGACGAGGAUCUUCAUGGAGCUCUUCGGCAACAUGCUGAUACGUCCGAUCACCGCCAAACAUCUGUUAAACCGCUCCAAAGAGCUAAUAGAGAUGAUCACCGAUUUCAAUUACUUGAAGAGACUGUUACCAUGCGUAGAUUUGGAUUUAAAGUACAAAGAACGUGAUUACAUAGAGAACGUCUUCAAGUUUUGGAGCAGUCAGGAUGAAUUCGACGUUCACUAUUGCUGGGAUCGAAGACUGAGGAAGACUUUAGGUGUUAGAUAUGACACGAGAACGGGUGUUUUCGAUUGGGAUUUGCAUAUGAGAUUGCACGAUAUCGGAGGCAAGCAGAUCUGCCCUUCGGAAUACACCUCGUUCAGAUCUUGCGGCGUAGCGUUCACCUGGUUAGAAUCAGAGGUGUCGAAGCCUAACAGAUCCAUGGUUACGGGUCUUCUGACCAAUGGAGAUCAGUUCGGGCAUUACGGUUACCUAGGCGAUAUGCAGACGGGUCCUUUCGUUUCUUACGGUUUGCAGUGCGAAGACCCAGAGUUCCUCAAGAGGACGAACACGAUGAACAAGUACAGAGCCACGGAUCUGACGGAGAGGAAUUUGCGACAGAUCUUCCACGAGAUCGAAUUUCAGAGCGAAUACUCGCACAAUUCGCAUACGGAUUUAGGGUACGGCGGAUGCGUCGCGCAACCUGAUUUGAAAGUCGUCGAUUCGAGCAACAUUGAAGUGAAGAAGUUCACCAAAACCGAGAAACGAAUCGAACUGAUAGACGUGCAAAUACACUUUUGGUCUAUAGAUCAUCUAAAAAUGUUCAAACACAAGGAGAAGUUCAAGGAUUUUUUCAACUUGAUUUACUUUGCUAACGGUUUUGUUAAAUAUAUAGAAAAGGACACUCUGUUACACAUAUCUUCAAGCAAUUGCAAAUUGUUAAUCGAAAAUCCGCUGUUCGUUGUGAAUUACAGAGAGAAGGAGUUGAAAGAGUACAACGAUUCGAUUAUGGAAAAGUUGAGCGAUUUGGAGAUGGAAGCAGAUCCGUUCGAUCAACUCAAAGAUUUCCAUAUGAGAUUCACCAUUAGCAAAUGAUGAAAUUACUUAACUAAAUGAAAACUACUGCUAGUACUUUAGUUUCUAAACAAUUGUAAUUUUUAAUCUUCGAUAAAAUUCAUAAAUACAUAGAUUCAAUCAAUUAUUUAAUAUAUAUAUAUUCAUUUAUUUGUAUAAAUAUGAACGGCAGUUUUGAUGCUCCGCUUUUGCUGCUUGCUACCUAUAAAUAUAGUAAUUAUAGUGAACGAACG
Nicrophorus vespilloides is the source of this 1627-nucleotide messenger RNA. It is a transcript of the gene Dnaaf3, whose product is annotated as dynein assembly factor 3, axonemal homolog. Gene Ontology annotation, biological process: motile cilium assembly; axonemal dynein complex assembly. NCBI's taxonomy places the organism in Eukaryota, Metazoa, Arthropoda, Insecta, Coleoptera, Silphidae. Bases 93 to 1415 code for a protein of 440 amino acids. The record is from RefSeq and is a predicted model, not a curated record. The transcript has a single exon.